CUUAUAAUUUGUCAAACUUUUAAUUACAUUGUCAUCACCAAUUACUUGAAUCACUGUCAAAAGUUGGGUGAGGCCUAAAAUAGCGAAAAAAAAUACAGAUGUCUCAUUUACGAACCACGCGGACAAAAUGUAUGAGCUCUAUGGCGUAAGCAGCUGCUGUAUUGAAUUCAUCUAAAGCAUCACCAAAAAGCGAGCUGUCAAAUCAUUUAAUUCAAUUCCAAGUUAGCUAAUAAAAUCCAUUUUGGUUCAAUCCUUGCAUGGCUGUGCGAGUUCACAUAGCCCACACGACCUCUCCUCUUCACCUUCUGUGCGUUGCUUUUUCUCUGCCGCCCGGCGAGUGUUUCAGCCGCCGCCCGCCGCUCUUUUCCGACAGUUUUUGAGAGCAAUCACUCUCUAGCACGCUUGAACUGCACUAAAAUUCAACUUAGAGGCUAUUUACGCUUGAGCAUCCCAAUUCCCAUAUGCCCGGGAACAAGUUUAACGAUGAGCCAGAAGUCCUCAGUACCCGAGUUGGGAGGCUCUUGAGGGAGAGGGAGCUGAGAAGGAGCAGCAGAACUCCUUCAUUCUUGGAUGGGAAUGACCACUACAGCCGAGAGAUUGAAAUACCUUUGAACAAUUCUUCCUAUGUGGAGCAGUAUUUAGAUGAAGGGAAUGAUAGGCCUAUCAAGCAGAGACUGUUAGUGGUUGCUAAUAGACUUCCAGUGUCUGCAGUCAGAAGAGGUGAGGACUCUUGGUCGCUCGAGGUUAGCGCGGGUGGUCUAGUCAGCGCACUUUUGGGUGUUAAGGAGUUCGAAGCGCGGUGGAUUGGUUGGGCUGGUGUGAAUGUGCCGGACGAGAUUGGGCAAAGGGCACUUACUCGAGCACUUGCUGAGAAGAGGUGCAUACCUGUUUUUCUUGAUGAGGAGAUUGUUCAUCAGUAUUACAAUGGAUAUUGCAACAAUAUCUUAUGGCCUCUUUUCCACUAUCUUGGGCUCCCACAAGAAGAUCGACUAGCAACGACCAGGAGUUUUCAGUCCCAAUUCAGUGCUUACCAGAAGGCGAACGAAAUGUUUGCCCAAGUUGUUCACAGACACUACGAAGAGGGUGAUGUCGUUUGGUGUCACGAUUACCACCUAAUGUUCCUUCCGAAAUAUCUGAAGGAUUACAACAGUAAGAUGAAAGUUGGGUGGUUUCUGCACACACCCUUUCCAUCUUCUGAAAUCCACCGAACUCUGCCAUCUCGAUCUGAACUGUUGCGUGCAGUUCUAGCUGCUGAUUUAGUGGGAUUUCACACUUAUGAUUAUGCGAGACAUUUUGUAAGCGCCUGCACCCGAAUUCUUGGACUGGAAGGUACUCCUGAGGGAGUUGAGGAGCAAGGAAGACUAACUCGUGUGGCUGCCGUGUGUUCUCAUGAAUUUUAUUCGAAUUUCCCAAUAGGGAUUGAUUCAGAAAGGUUCAUCCGUGCUCUUAAACUUCGUCAAGUCCAGGAACACAUUAAAGAAUUAAAAGAAAGAUUUUCUGGAAGAAAGGUAAUGCUGGGUGUGGAUCGUCUUGAUAUGAUAAAAGGGAUUCCGCAAAAGAUACUAGCAUUCGAAAAAUUUCUCGAGGAAAACCCAUACUGGCGUGAUAAGGUUGUUUUGCUGCAAAUUGCUGUGCCAACAAGAACCGAUGUGCCUGAAUAUCAGAAACUUACAAGCCAGGUUCAUGAGAUUGUUGGGCGAAUCAAUGGGAGAUUUGGAACUUUGACAGCUGUUCCAAUUCACCAUCUGGAUUGUUCUCUUGACUUCCAUGCUCUGUGUGCGCUGUAUGCUGUCACGGAUGUAGCACUAGUCACUUCUCUGCGGGAUGGAAUGAAUCUUGUCAGCUAUGAGUUUGUGGCAUGUCAAGAUUCCAAAAGAGGAGUUCUUAUCCUCAGUGAAUUUGCUGGGGCAGCUCAAUCUCUUGGAGCUGGAGCAAUUCUGGUAAACCCAUGGAAUAUCACAGAGGUGGCUGCUGCAAUAGGCCAAGCUCUAAAUAUGCCUGCUGAAGAAAGAGAAAAACGGCAUCGCCAUAACUUCGAGCACGUCACAACUCACACUGCUCAGCAAUGGGCUGAAUUCUUCGUGAGCGAACUGAAUGAUACAGUUCUUGAAGCACAACAGAGAAUAAGAAAAGCUCCGCCGCAACUUGUAUUCAGUGAUGCAAUCAGACAUUUCGUGCAGGCUGAGAAUCGGUUACUUAUAUUGGGUUUUAAUGGUACACUGACUGAACCAAUUGAAACACCUGGAAGAAGGGGAGAUCAGAUCAAAGAAAUGGAACUCAAAUUGCACCCUGAGCUGAAAGGACCACUCACAAUGCUCUGCAGUGACCCAAAUACAACAAUUGUAGUUCUUAGUGGAAGUGACAGAAGUGUCUUAGAUGAUAACUUUGGGGACUACAACAUGUGGUUAGCAGCUGAGAAUGGAAUGUUUCUAAGAUCAACCAAAGGAGAAUGGAUGACAACAAUGCCAGAGCACUUGAAUAUGGAUUGGGUUGAAAGUGUACAACAUGUUUUUGAAUAUUUCACUGAGCGAACCCCGGGAUCACAUUUUGAGCGUCGUGAGACUUCACUAGUAUGGAACUACAAGUAUGCAGAUGUUGAAUUCGGAAGAUUGCAAGCUAGGGACAUGCUGCAACAUCUCUGGACUGGUCCAAUUUCUAACUCCUCUGUUGAUGUAGUCCAAGGAAGCCGUUCGGUGGAGAUUCGAGCUGUUGGUGUCAGUAAGGGAGCGGGUAUUGACCGCAUAUUGGGGGAGAUCGUUCAUAGUAAAGCCACCUGCAAACCAAUAGAUUACAUCUUGUGCAUUGGACACUUCCUAGGAAAGGACGAGGAUGUGUACGCAUUUUUCGAACCAGAGCUUCCACUUGAUAACUUGGGUAUGCCGAGAAGUAAGGUAACCGAUGCCAUUAAGCUCUCAAUCGACAAAAGACAAUUCCCAAAUCUUCCCUCUGGAAAAAGCAGCUCCAAGACUCAACAGAGCAAGAGCUACCAGCAACAUAACCCUAACUCAGACAAAAAGUCAACAUCUAGAAAUGGGAAACACUCCUCAACUGAAAAUACUUCUUGGAAUGUUCUUGAUCUGAAAAAGGAGAACUAUUUUUCUUGUGCUGUUGGUCGGACUCGUACUAAUGCACGGUAUCUGCUUAAUACCUCGGAUGAUGUGGUUGCCUUCCUUAAGGAGCUAACAAAAACAGCUUUCACUAACUAGUGUUAGUCAUUUUGAGUCUAAUGCUUCUUAGGAGCAUGAAAAUUCAUGACCAAGCUAUGGAAUAAUUUAUAUAUAAGACCUAUUAAUCUCAAACCUUUGUAAUUAUAACACCUAAUUUAUCUGUUGAUUUUAUUGUCCAUAGUGAACUUAUGCUGGAAUAGCUUCAUUU
Striga asiatica is the source of this 3375-nucleotide messenger RNA. Lineage: Eukaryota; Viridiplantae; Streptophyta; Magnoliopsida; Lamiales; Orobanchaceae. The record is from the annotation of a GenBank genome assembly.